AUGGCUGCAAUUACUAUUUUGGGGGCUGCCGCUGCAGCUUUACAGCUUGCGGAGUAUGGAAAAGGUAUUGUGCUCUUCAUCGCAAAGUUAUAUAAGAACGUCAAAUCCAUUCCCCAGCAUUACAGAGAGUACGAAGCGCAGCUCAAUUUUCUUGUUCAGAUCGCAGAGAAAAUUGCAGGCAGUGAACAACUUCAGUCGAUAUAUGUCCAAAUCUACCUUGAGUCUCUAGAAGUCGAAGUUAGAGCCCUGCAAAGGAUUCUGUGUCAACCGUUUCCUAGCCAUUGGAAAUCUUCGAGCCCAAAACGACUUUGGACACUUAUUGCUGGAGCAGAACAGAGGGAGAUUGAUGAUCAUCUUGAUCGACUUGAUAAGAAAAACACGCAAUUGUCUUUGUACAUUCAGAUUGUCAAUUCAGAUCAGAUAGCCACCGUUCAUAGCAACCUAGAAAAGCUGAACAAGGGAGUUGCCAUGGCUUACUCACAAUCCAACAGAGCUACCUCUGUAAGAGAGGCAAAGCCUGCAAAAAAGAUCUCCGCCCAGAAACCAUGGGAGUCUUUCAACCCCUACCAAAAGCAGAUUUCAGACGAUAAACAGCUCGUCCUCGCGCGAGGUCGUGAUGGAAUGACUUCAGCUCAAAACGCCACCCCUUCGCAAUCAUUUUUAGCAAACACAGGCGACGCAACAUUCUUCGCCGACAUUGAAAUCGACGGCGAUGCUAUUGUUUACAACGGUGAUGUUAAUGAAUGUUCCUGCACUACCCCAUGUUCUUGCGCGGAUAACGCAGUGGGAAGCAUCUAUGCUAGUAUUGUUGCGCGCGAUGGAAUUGUAUUGAAUGGACCGACCGGCAAGCAGAGGGGUGCGAGGUACGGCAAGAUUCGGGGAAAGGAGCGGGCUGCGAUGUGUAAUGGGACUUUUAGAGAUGGGCGAGCGAGGGAGGGGAUGAUUGGGGAGUUGAUUAGAAUGGUGGGUGCUAGGGAUGGGGGAAGAGGAAAGAUUUAUGAGAGAUGA
Molecule: messenger RNA, 1008 nt
Organism: Glarea lozoyensis ATCC 20868
Lineage: Eukaryota; Fungi; Ascomycota; Leotiomycetes; Helotiales; Helotiaceae
Exons: 3
Coding region: 1-1008 (335 amino acids)
Source: RefSeq, a predicted model, not a curated record